This is a messenger RNA of Vidua chalybeata, 2819 nucleotides long. RefSeq names its product serine/threonine-protein kinase pim-1-like. The transcript has 6 exons. Bases 1 to 1377 code for a protein of 458 amino acids. The record is from RefSeq and is a predicted model, not a curated record. Gene Ontology annotation, cellular component: cytoplasm. Gene Ontology annotation, molecular function: ATP binding; protein serine/threonine kinase activity. NCBI's taxonomy places the organism in Eukaryota, Metazoa, Chordata, Aves, Passeriformes, Viduidae. Gene Ontology annotation, biological process: protein autophosphorylation.
AUGGCCGAGGGAUCAGAGCCAGCCAGCGUGGAUUUCAAUACAUGCAUUGAUGAUCUGGAUGAGGGGACUGAGUCCAACAUCAGCAAAGUUGCAGAUGAAACGAAGCUGGGUGUGAGUGUGGAAGUGCUGGAGGUCCCUCUUGCAUCUCCUCUCCCUUUCGCGCUGUCGCCUCCUCUCUCAGUCUCCCUCUCCCCCUGUGGGGCCGGGCCAUGCCCCCGGCCCCGGGCGGGGCUGCCCCGUCCCCGCCCCCGGCCGUCCCGCUGCGGUCUCGGCUCCGCCCGGCUCUGGCUGUGCUGGCGGUGGCGCUGCUGGGCGGGCAUCAGUGCCUGGGGCUGGGGCGGCAUCGCCGCCCUUUGGCUCCGCCUGGCCGGAGCCUGGCCCCAGCCCCGGCUCCUCCCGGGCCCCGCGGAGGACACAGGCGGCGCGGCCGCUCCCGCCGCCUCCGCUGCGGCUUCCCCGGCCCGAGCUCCGCCGCUCGGCAGCGCGGCCGCCGGCCCCGAGCCGCCGCUGUCCCGUUGCCAGGAGCGAACGCCUGGGGAUGGCCGGCCCGGGGCGCUCGGGGGGCGCUCGGGGGCCGCUCCUGGCCGCGGGCCGAGCGCUGACAGCCGCGUCCCGCCCGCAGGGAAGGCGCAGGAGGCCCUGCAGGAGCGGUACCGGCUGGGUUCGCUGCUGGGCAGCGGCGGCUUCGGCAGCGUCUUCGCGGCCACGCGGCUCUCGGACGGCGCCCCGCCCGAUGGCACCAGCGCACCCCUGGAGAUCGUGCUGCUGGCCAAGGUGUCCUCUGGCUGCGCUGGUGUCAUUCAGCUCCUGGAGUGGCUUGAGCUCCCCGACAGUUUCUUGCUGGUGCUGGAGCGUCCGGAGCGGUGCCAGGACCUGUCGGGUUUCCUGGCGGAGCGGAGGUUCCUGCCGGAGGAGGAGGCGCGGGGGCUGUUCCGCCAGGUGCUGGAGGCCGUGCGGCACUGCACCAGCUGCGGGGUCCUGCACAGGGACAUCAAGCCCCAGAACAUCCUGCUCGACCUGGCCACUGGGCAGCUGAAACUGAUCGACUUUGGCUGUGGUGCCUUCCUCCAAGACACAGCCUACACCCAGUUUGCAGGAACCCUGUCCUACAGCCCACCAGAGUGGAUCCACCACCAACGCUACCACUGCGAGGCAGCCAUCUGGUCCCUGGGCCUCCUGCUGUACCACCUGGUCAUGGGCAAGCACCCGUUCAGGAGGGGCCAGGAGAUCAUCUGGGGGCAGAUCUUGUUCCCACGACGGCUCUCUCAAGAGUGCCAGGAUGUCAUUAAGAGGUGUUUGUCCAUGCAGCCCUUGGACAGGCUGUCCUUAGAAGAGCUUUUCUGCGAUCCUUGGGUGCAGGGUGUUCCUCUGCCCUAGAAGAUGGGAGAGUUCCACGUGCACAGUUGGAUCCAGGGGCCUGGCAGGUAUCAGCUCCACACAUCUCUUUGCAAUCAGUGACAAAGCCAACCAGACAGGUUUUGUUCUGCCUGUAGCUCUGAGCAGGGGUCAGCAGAAGGGAACAUGCAGCUCUUGGGCUGGAGCUGAGCUAGAGACCUGGUGUGGCAAGCACUGGUGGCUACCAUCUGAGCUGGUUUUGCUUGUCCUGGUUCACUGACCGCUGAAGCCCUGGGCAGAACCCUGACAGCCUGGUCUGGCCCCAGGGAAGGAGAAAGAGCCCCUGGAGAAGCUGUACCCAGUGGGGCUGCUGCUGGAGACACCAAGGACAACUUCAAGGACGACAAUGUCUUACUUGGCCUGGCCAGCUGAAGAUGAUGGACUUUGAUUCUGGCACCUUCUCCAUAGCCAGGCUCCACAGGGAAUUUGCAGAUGAGUCCACACGCAGGGGGAUGCUCCCAGAUUUGGGCAUUGCACAGCCUGGCCGGGAACCAAAGGUUCCCCUUUGCUGGGGCAGAUGCAGCUGAUCCUUCAGUUGGCUGCCAGGCUGCUUUUGGCAGGGCUCGGGGCAUGGGCUGGGGUGGGUACGAAAUGGGAGUGGGCUCCUGGCCCUGCCAACAGCCCCCACCACCCACCAUGCCCCAGGCUGGGGCUGGGGCUGGGGCAGCCAGCCCGACACAAACAAACCCCCAUGGUGGGAGCAGAGGUGGGACUCCAGAACCUGUGCAGGGGCUGAUUUGCUUUGCAGGCAAGGAAGAGCUUGGGCUGCUCCACUGCCCUUGUUUGCUUUGGGAUCACCAUGGGGGGCAGUGCAGUGGGGGAAUGGCGAAAGCCUGGGCCUCCCUCACCUGUGGGUGGGUUUUCCUGGCAUGCAGGGCUCGGGCCUUUCUCAAGCCCCUGACAGAGGUAAGAUUUCUGACCUUUUUUCUUGUUUUCCUUUUUGUCUAUAAUAUAUUUUCAAUAAUUUGUUGUGUGUUUUUCUAGAGGAAGCGUCCUCUAGGUGGGGUCCAGUCUGGAUGGGGAAGUGCUUGGGAGCAGCUGCGGCAUGGAUGGGCCGUGCCCUUGGAGAAGGCUGAGGACAUCAUUUGGGACCAGCUUUUCUUCGAGCGGUGGAUGGCGUCAGCCUCCCCUCUCUGUGUCCCAGAAGAAAUUGGAUGGAUUGUGUUUUUCUCUCCGAGUCGUCUCGUUCAGCAUGAGCAGCUGAGCACCAGGAGCUGAAGGAGCUGAAGCCUCAGGCCACAAGAGCUGGGCCAGAUGAGACUUUCUGAACAAAUGAAUGCUGCUAACAUGGACCUGGCUGAAUGCAGCAGAUGGAAUCAUGGAAUCACAGGAUCCUUUCUGUUGGAAAAGACCUCUGAGCUCAUCCAGUCCAGCUGGUCACCCAGCAGUGUCGAGCCCACCACUAAACCAUGUCCCUGAAGUGC